AUGUGCUCAAGGCCUGCUGAAGCCACAGGCCUGGCCGAUGCCCCUUUCUCUCUCCCUGACGGCACGCAGCUCACACGAAGGCAGUUCCUGGGGGACAAUUACUGGAAGGGCUUUCGGCCGCUGGUGGAGCGGCAGGGGCGGCAGCGGGUGUCAGGGGGCGAGUUUGAGCGCACGUGGGGGCUGGUGAGGCAGGCCGUGGCGGCCACGGGGCUGCACCCCCACGAGGGCAUCUCCUCCCUCCUCAUCUCCGGCCUCUGCGUCAACGGCCAGCUCGACAGGGCGAUGGACGUGUUGGAGGAGAUGCAGCAGAUGGGCUUCGCCCUCACGCCACGCGUCUUCGACCCGCUGCUGCUGCAGCUCGCACGCUCCAAGCUCUUCAAGGAGGCGCUCGCCCUGGCUGACGUCAUGCGCCGCAUGGACGGGGGACUCACAGUCGCCUCUUUCAGCAGCUUGAUUGAGGCGUGCUUGCAAGUGGAUAAUUGUAUGCUCGCGCGCUCCAAGCUCUUCAAGGAGGCCCUUGCUCUCGCAGAUGUUAUACACCGCAUGGACGGGGGACUCACAGUCGCCCCCUUCAGCAGCCUGAUCGAGGCAUGCCUGCAGGUCGAUAAUAUCCCAAUGGCGCUGGAGCUAGUAGCAGAGAUGAGGAGCACGGGCGUGCACUCCCAGGGGAAGCUUUCUGCAGCAAUGGGGGUGCUCCGUGAGAUGAUGGCAGACGGCAUUCGGCCCAACGUGGUGGUCUUCACGCAGCUGCUGCACGGCUGUGCCCUCGCACGCAACCCACCGCUCACCGGGAAGCUGUCAGCAGCGAUGGGGGUGCUCCGUGAGAUGAUGGCAGACGGCAUUCGCCCCAACGUGGUGGUGUUCACGCAGCUGCUGCACGGCUGUGCCCUCGCACGCAACCCACUACUCCCCAUGUCUCCCCGCUACUUCCCUCUUCCGCCCCAUACUCUUCUCCCCCACACUCUCCCCCCUCACUCCCCCAAACCAACACCCCCACUCCCGGCAGCCCAGGGGAAGCUUUCUGCAGCGAUGGGGGUGCUGCGUGAGAUGAUGGCAGAUGGAAUUCGCCCCAACGUGGUGGUGUUCACGCAGCUGCUGCACGGCUGUGCCCUCGCACGCAACCGAGCCAUGGGCAUGCGCGUGCAUGAGAUGAUGCAGCAGCACGGCGUGCCCCCCAAUGACUACCUGCAUGCUGCCAUGGCCCUGGCGGCAGCAGGGCGCACAGAGGCAGCUCUAGCCGCAUUCCACCGGGGGCGAGCACAGGGCGUGCAGCCGCUGCCAUAUGCCGUGGGGACCAUGAUCAUGGCCCUUGGACGGGCAGGCAAGGUGGAGGAUAUGAUGGCGCUGUUCCGCGAGUCGCGCAGGGGGGCAAGAGGGGCGCGGAGGGUGCAGGGGGGCUCGCAGAAGGGGGACAGGUGGACACGGGGGAGUGGGGGGGAAGGGGAGGAUGGGGGGGAUGGAUGGAAAGGCGAGGGCGGUGAGGGUGGAAGGCAGUGGGAGGGCGUGACGUGGCAGCAGGAGAUGCGGAGUGGGCAUGCGCUGGUGGUGCAGACGCUGGCGUGUCUUGUGCAACUCCAUGAUGUGCAGUACGGCCCCUGCUCUCCUCUCCCUCCUUCGUUUCCCUCCCUACCUCUUGCCCUCCCACCCUACCUCUUUCCCUCCCACCCUACCUCUUUCCCUCCCACCCUACCUCUUUCUCUCCCUCCCUACCUCUUGCCCUCCCACCCUACCUCUUUCCCUCCCUCCCUACCUCUUGCCCUCCCUCUCAACCUCUUUCUCAUCGUAACUGUUCUCCCAUGCGACGCCAUAUGCCCCUCUGCUCCCCGCUCCCCAUGUGCCUCUCUCCUCUCCCUGCGUGCAUGCAGGCGCAUUCUAGAGGUAGCAGAGGAGAUCAAGGACGACCCUCAGCUCAACCGCCAGCAGAUCUUUGACCAGGUGCUGUUGCCAGUGGCGAGGGGCCUACCGGACGAGAGGGGGGUGUGUCUGAUCGGGGUGAGAGAGGCCCUUCGCAUGUUCCAAGCCCUGCGCACUGUGGGCGUGCACGCGUCCCGCAUGGUGCUGGAAGCACUGUUGGACUCGUGUGCAGCCAUGGGGGACCUGCCUCGUGCCCUCCAUGUGAGGGACGAGAUGGACCGCAACGACCUCCCCCCCACCGUCUUCACUCUCUUCCGGUGCGUUCUGGUGCUUUUUAAGGCUCGUGUGAACAUCAAUGUGGAAAUGCAUUGCGCCCACCUGGACAUUGGUGCCUUUCCUCUCAAAUGUCGCCCUACCAUUUCUCAUUCUAAGCAUAUGCAAGCCACACAUGUUUCCCACAAAACCCUUUCUUCCUCCAGCCUUUUCCGAACAGCCAUAACAGCAGAGGACGAGGAUGCUGCUUGCACUGCGCUGCGCCAGAUGUCGCCCUCUGAUUUGUCGGACGAGGACGUGCAGUUGCUGGUGCUUAAAGCCCUCGAGCCCUUCAUCCGGGCGGCUGCUGAGGGGGGUGAGGAGAUGGCACUGGCCAAUGAGACGCUGCCACGUGUCAGGGAGGAGGCUUACCUGGCGAUCUUGAGAGCGAAUGCGCUCAAGCUGAGGGGCUUGGUAGGGAGAGAAGGGGAGAGGGGUGGGGAGUGGAGAGACCAACGGGAGAAGAAUGGGGGAGUGGGUGGGGAGAUUUCUGAGAUUCUGGCAAGGCAGCAGUCUCGGCAGCCAAAUGAAAACAGGACAGGAGAAUCAACAUAA
Messenger RNA from Closterium sp. Naga37s-1, 2721 nucleotides. Lineage: Eukaryota; Viridiplantae; Streptophyta; Zygnematophyceae; Desmidiales; Closteriaceae. The record is from the annotation of a GenBank genome assembly.